This is a messenger RNA of Mitosporidium daphniae, 3465 nucleotides long. RefSeq lists its product as uncharacterized. Gene Ontology annotation, biological process: maturation of SSU-rRNA from tricistronic rRNA transcript (SSU-rRNA, 5.8S rRNA, LSU-rRNA); endonucleolytic cleavage of tricistronic rRNA transcript (SSU-rRNA, 5.8S rRNA, LSU-rRNA); ribosome biogenesis. The transcript has a single exon. The record is from RefSeq and is a predicted model, not a curated record. Gene Ontology annotation, cellular component: nucleus; 90S preribosome. Lineage: Eukaryota; Fungi; Microsporidia. Gene Ontology annotation, molecular function: GTP binding; U3 snoRNA binding; GTPase activity. The coding region runs from base 1 to 3465 and encodes 1154 amino acids.
AUGACUGCCGAAUUCCACAAACAACAUCGUCCGUCCCAAGCGGGACGGAAAAAGGACAAAAAGGCCGGUCCUGGAAAGGCUGCGGUACGACAAAACCCCAAAGCAUUCGCCGUAUAUAGGGGAUCAAAAGCAGCAAAAUCUGGACAAAGGACUGCCGACAAGAAAGAGGCAAAAUUUCAUGUCCCGCUCGUAAAUAGAACUCCAGAUUUAGAUCCUCCCCCACUGGUUGUUGCAAUUGUUGGUCCUCCUAAUGUUGGAAAAUCAACACUUAUCCGAUCGUUGGUCAAAAGAUUUUCUCGCCAAAACCUAUCAAAAGUAUCAGGACCCAUAACUGUAGUGAGCGGAAAGUCACGGCGAAUUACGCUUCUGGAGUGCCCAAACGACCUCGGCGCAAUGAUAGAUGUUGCAAAGAUAGCGGAUCUUGUUGUUCUUUUGAUUGAUGCCUCUUAUGGAUUUGAAAUGGAAACCUUUGAAUUUCUUGCUAUUGCCUCUUCGCAUGGAAUGCCCAAAGUCAUUGGUGCCAUGACCCAUUUGGACACUUUCACAUCUCCUGAAGCGUUGAAAAAGUCAAAACAUGCACUUAAGCACAGAUGGUGGUCAGAGACCCACUCUGGGGUCAAAUUGUUCUCACUCUCCGGUGUUGUCGGUGGAAACUCCCAAACACCGGGUGACUCCAGAACCCCUUUGUAUUAUCCAAGGGAUGUAUUAAAUCUGUCUCGCCUUCUGGCUGUAGCAAAGCCUCGUCCUAUAAUUUGGAAAAAUACAAAUUCAUAUUUGCUGAUUGACCGGAUUGAGGAUCUCACACCACCCGAUAUUCUACGGGAAGCUCCGCACUCUGACAGAAAAGUUGCGCUUUAUGGAUGGACAAGAGGCUGUACUCUUCGACCUCCAUUGAAUAUUUCAACCCCUAUCUCUGCCCAUGUUCCAGGUAUUGGUGAUUUAUCGUUGAAUUCUAUCACGAGAUUGGAAGAUCCAUGUCCGACUCCUGAGCGUUUGAAAGCCAGCUUGAAGGCCCCCGUGGAAGCAGACCAGAAACAGUCGAAAAGACCAAGGGCUACUCUCAAAGACCUGGAGCGAAGACUUUAUGCUCCCAUGGCGGACGUGGCUGGAAUUCUCUAUGAUAAAGAUGCAGUAUACUUGGAUAUUCCAGACUCCAGAGCCAAUAUAAACGAAGAUGGAGAAUUGACGAUUUUGGACGAAUUAAAGGGAACAUCGUUUCAGUCUCUUGAUGAUCGUUUAAGAAAAUCUGAUGUCCAAAUGUUUAGCAAAAAGUCACCUACGUUUAUGGUGGAGAAUGAGGAAUCAGACUAUGAUACAUAUGGUGGAGAAGAGGAUAUUCUAAAUGAAUCGGAUGAUGCUUACAGCACCGAUAUUAAUGCAGUCGAUGAAUAUGGCAGUGCUGAUGAAGCCAAUGACAUGCUUGACGCAUCUUGCUCCGAAGAAGAUUCAGAUAUCGAGCAGUUCUACAACAAUGACGAGAGCGGCGAUCCAAUCGACCUGUUCACCAAAUUCGAAGCUCAAGAUGAUCAUUUGUGCCUGAAAGAUGAGGACAACCCUGCUUUCCUCGAUUCAAAAUGGAAAGAAGCACUCGCCUCCAGAAGAAAAGCAAUGCCCCCAGCGAGAUCUUCCAUACAAGCACAGGUUUAUGGCGACUAUAUCUCCUCAAAAAGUGAAUUUAAUUCUGCUCGUGCAAAUAGAGCUAUCAAAAGCGGCUCUAAACGCCUUUUUUCUGAUUCCGAAGAAUCUGACCUUGAAAACGUUGCUACUGAUGUCGAAAGCGAGGCGAACGACGGAUUUUUCACGCUAAACAAAUCUGCCAAUUCUCCCUCCAAUGACCAGGAAAUUAACCCCAAUGACAUCACGGAUGCAUCUGAUUUACAAGCAUUGGAUGUUCUUAAACGAACUAGAUUCGUUUCCGGCGCGAUGAACGGCUCGCAAGGUUUCUCGGAGAGCGAGGAUUUCGAGGACCUUGAAAAGGGUUUGGCGGGCGGCCUUUCUGACGGCGAUGAUGAAGAUGCCAAAGACGAACUAUCUAAAAAGAAAACUGACAUCAAAAAGCGAUUUGACAUCGAGUAUGAUACAGGAAAAAGAACCCUGACGUCCAAAGAAAUGAAGAUUGCAGAAGAUGACGACAUGUUUGCUGCUGCAAAAAGAUCAAUGGCGGCGCAAGAAGCCCUAAAUCGGGCUGCGUUUGAGGACGAAUCGGUUGACGUGUCCGAUCAAAUUCGAGGAUUUCUUCCCGGAACAUAUGUCAGGAUAAUCCUUGAAAAGGCCCCAGCUGAAUUGAUCGAAUAUUUCGACCCUUCCUUUCCCAUCAUAGUGGGAGUGGUUCCGUUUGGGUCUGAAAAUGCCAAAUUUGGAACAAUUCACGCCAGAGUUAAAAAGCAUCGCUGGCAUGAGACGAUCCUGAAGAGCGACGAGCCACUUAUAUGGAGCGCUGGAUGGCGCAGAUUUCAAUCGAUCCCUUUAUUUUAUACGCACGACCGAGGUGCUCGCGUGGAUUCUGGAGCUUCCAGAAGACGCAUGAUCAAGUACACCCCUCGUCAUUCGCAUUGCAUGGCUGCUUUCUAUGGACCUUUACUUCCAAAUAACACUGGCAUUGUGGCAUGUCGUUCUGUCAAGUCUACAUGUUCUGGCUGGAGAUUGGCGCUUACCGGCAUUUCUCUUGAAUCUUCCUCCAGCGCAGAUGGAGAUGACCAGCAAAAGUCGGGUCUGGUCAAAAAACUCAAACUUACCGGGACCCCCUUGAAGAUUGCUAAGCAUACUGCUUUGAUCAAAGACAUGUUCAACUCCGCUCUCGAGGUCGCCAAGUUUGAAGGUGCUGCAUUGCGAACGGUGUCUGGAAUCAGAGGCUCCAUUAAAAAGGCCGUUCAUGAGGGCCCUGCUGGCACCUUUCGCGCUACUUUUGAAGAUAAGCUCCUGAUGUCUGACAUUGUCUUUUUGCGGGCAUGGACGCAAAUAUCGCCUCGAUCUUACUACAAUCCAAUCACAUCCCUACUAUUAAGAAACAAAUCGGAUUGGGUCGGAAUGCGCUUGAAUUGGGAAAUUAGACGCGCGCUCGAUGCACCAAAGCCGGCAUCCCAAAAGCCAUCUUCAGUCUAUGACACCAGAUCUACAGAGGAGGACAGGACUCAGCAUCGACGAUUCAAUCCGCUUCAUAUUCCUAAGAAGCUCGAGGAAUCUCUUCCAUUUGCCUCCAAGCCCAAAAUGCAGACGGCCUCGGCAAAAACGAAUAAGAAACAGCCCAUUAACCAAGCCCUGGCUGUGAUUCGUGACGAAAAAGAGAAGAAAGUUGCAUCUCUCAUCCAGGAACUCGGGACGCUUAAACAUGCAAGGGACGAGAAAAGAAAAUUAGAGGAGCAGAAAAAACGUAAAUUAUUGCAAGAAAAGCAAAACAAAAAAAUGUCCAAAGAGGAAACUAAAAAACCAAGCUGGAUCUCUAAAAAGAACAAGUCUUCCCGCUAA